Amaranthus tricolor (Joseph's coat) is the source of this 447-nucleotide messenger RNA. RefSeq lists its product as uncharacterized. The transcript has 4 exons. The record is from RefSeq and is a predicted model, not a curated record. The coding region runs from base 1 to 447 and encodes 148 amino acids. Lineage: Eukaryota; Viridiplantae; Streptophyta; Magnoliopsida; Caryophyllales; Amaranthaceae.
AUGAGGACGGACAAGGGAGCAAAGGUGGUUAAGCAAAGUCCCGACAUCCAAAAAACACUUGAUUGUGGGUCAACUUGUUAUAUUACCACUGAGCAAACAUAUAAGAUGCUGGAGGAAUGGAGGAUCAACACACUCAUUCCACUGUAUAAAAACAAAGGUGUUCAUCGAGGAACGGAGGACAUAAGGAGAAUCAUACUGGAGACAGUGAUAAGAGAGAACCAAUACAGAUUCAUACCAGGAAGAUCAACUAAUGAGGCUAUUCAUGUUUUGAGGAGACUGAUGGAAAAUUAUAGGGAGCAGAAAAAGGAUUUACAUAUGGUGUUCAUUGACCUGGAGAAAGCGUAUGAUAGCAUAGCACGAGACAUUGUUUGGAUAGCCUCAAGGCUAGAGGUAUUUCUCAAAGAUACAUUGAGGCUAUAUGGGACAUGUACGACAGAGUACGACUAA